UUUUAUGAAAAAUCGCAACUAACACUGCCUUGUAACACCGUAGACGGUUAGUUAGCUUUGGACUGGUAGCAACCUCCCCUUAUAAAAUGCCGUUUCAUUUCUCCCACACUCGCAGCCUCGCAGGAUGCAAUUUGGAGGGAGGAGAUACGAGAAAAUGGAGAAACUGACUUUUUGUUUUGUGUUGCUUCUUUCUCUUAUCGCGUUAUCUCGCGCGAGAUUCCCUGACGACCUUCAACUCCCUCUCCCGAGAUCGACUUUCCCGUCCGUUCAGGCUGGGAAGCUUAUCCGGGAGCUUAACCUCUUCCCGGCGAAGGACGUCAACAUCUUACGCGAUGCCGAUGCUCCUCUUCUUGAUGGAAGGAAGAGAAUCGUCGAGAAGCGGUUUAGGUUUCCGAAUGUCGUUGAUGACGAGUAUAGCGGAGUUUCUGUGGACGAUUUGGGCCACCAUGCCGGUUACUAUAAGAUUGCGAACUCCCACGCAGCGAGUAUGUUUUAUUUCUUCUUUGAAUCGCGCAACAGCAGGAAGGACCCUGUUGUUAUUUGGUUAACCGGAGGACCAGGGUGCAGCAGUGAGUUGGCUAUGUUUUAUGAAAAUGGUCCUUUUACUAUUGCAGACAACAUGUCUCUUGUAUGGAAUCCAUAUGGUUGGGACAAGGCAUCAAAUCUUCUGUAUGUUGACCAACCUAUUGGGACUGGGUUCAGUUAUAGUUCUGAUAUGCGUGAUAUUCGACACAAUGAGCAAGGAGUUAGUAAUGACCUGUAUGACUUCUUACAGGCCUUCUUUGCAGAACAUCCUGAAUUUGUCAAUAAUGACUUCUAUAUAACUGGAGAAUCAUAUGCUGGACACUAUAUUCCUGCUUUGGCUGCUCGAGUUCACAAGGGAAACAAAGCUAAAGAAGGGAUUCAUAUAAACCUCAAGGGAUUUGCCAUUGGAAAUGGGCUUACAGAUCCUGCAAUCCAAUAUGCAGCUUACGCAGAUUACGCAUUGGAUAUGGGAUUAAUUGAAAAAUCUGAUCACGAUCGUAUCAAUAAGGUGCUUCCAGUGUGUGAAAUGGCAAUCAAGCUUUGUGGUACUGAUGGCACAGUCUCAUGCAUGGCCUCUUAUUUUGUUUGCAAUGGUAUAUUCAAUAGCAUCUUGUCACGUGCUGGUGAUAUAAAUUACUAUGAUAUCAGAAAGAAAUGUGAGGGGAGCCUCUGCUAUGACUUCUCGAACUUGGAGAAAUUUCUGAACCUGAAACCAGUUAGGGAUUCGCUUGGUGUUGGGGACAUAAGCUUUGUAUCCUGUAGCCCUACAGUUUAUCAGGCCAUGCUGAUGGACUGGAUGAGGAAUCUUGAAGCUGGCAUUCCUGCUCUCCUUGAGGAUGGAAUCAAGUUGCUUGUGUAUGCUGGAGAAUAUGAUCUUAUCUGCAACUGGCUCGGGAAUUCAAAAUGGGUUCAUGCUAUGGAGUGGUCUGGUCAGAAAAGUUUUGUGGCAUCACCUGAACUUCCUUUUGAAGUUGAUGGUUCAGAAGCCGGAGUAUUGAGAAGCCAUGGGCCUCUCGCCUUCCUCAAGGUCCAUGAUGCAGGACACAUGGUUCCUAUGGACCAGCCCAAGGCUGCAUUAGAGAUGCUGAAGAGGUGGACCCAAGGAAAACUGUCUCAAGGCGCAGCUGAACCUCAAAAACUGGUUUCUGAUAUGUGAUCCACUGUUAGUUGGCAUUUAAGAACUAAAUGUAUGUGGUUUCCUUGAUUUUUCAAUGUGGUUGUAAAUAUUUGCUACUGGUUCAAACAGACUUGUAGAUGAUGUCUGUUACUGGAUAAGAAAUACACGCUUGAAUCAAAGGGAAUUGUUUUUGCCCA
Messenger RNA from Manihot esculenta (cassava), 1839 nucleotides. Its product is annotated as serine carboxypeptidase-like. Gene Ontology annotation, biological process: proteolysis. Lineage: Eukaryota; Viridiplantae; Streptophyta; Magnoliopsida; Malpighiales; Euphorbiaceae. Gene Ontology annotation, molecular function: serine-type carboxypeptidase activity. Gene Ontology annotation, cellular component: vacuole. The transcript is spliced from 9 exons. Bases 125 to 1681 code for a protein of 518 amino acids. The record is from RefSeq and is a predicted model, not a curated record.